This is a messenger RNA of Penicillium cinerascens, 480 nucleotides long. RefSeq lists its product as uncharacterized. Bases 1 to 480 code for a protein of 159 amino acids. The transcript is spliced from 2 exons. Lineage: Eukaryota; Fungi; Ascomycota; Eurotiomycetes; Eurotiales; Aspergillaceae. The record is from RefSeq and is a predicted model, not a curated record.
AUGUUCUGUCUCCGGAGUUGGCUACCUCUACUCUUCAUUCCCACCAACGCCUCGCCUCUCUUCAUCAUCUCCUUCGUCGCACUCACCUACAUAAUCCACCGACCCUGCAUCUACUGCUCCGCCCUCCUGCUCAUCCUCUUCGUCUCUUCCUGUCACUGGUCAGAUAGGUGUAUCUUUGAUCUACGCAGCAACUGGUUUGCGCCGCGCUACACCUCCGAGCCAAACGAGUAUGGCUUCAUGCCCGGCAACGCCACCGUCGCCGCACCGCUCCCCGGCGACAGCCUAGCCGGAUUUGUCUUCGAUGCCUUCAACUCGACUGCCAAGGCGCUGGCUGGCGCUGCCCUUGAAGGGGCUCAGCAGUGCCUCGGCAUGGAAUCAAAACCGGAUCAGUGGACGGGCGUGGGCCUGGAAUGGUUGCGGAGUCUGCUUGGGCGGCGCGAGUGGACGCUUCCCUGCGUAGACGUGAAGGUGCGGUUAUAG